CGGAACAUACAGUACCAUUAAAUCAACAAAAUAGGAAGGUGCUAAGCCAUGUAAUAUUAUAAGUAGCAAAAGCUGGAAAACAAAUCUCAAGUGGACUGGGUGAAAAAAUGUAUUGAAACAUUUUUCAGUUAACUGUGUCAUGCAAUUGAUGAACCGAUCCAUUUCAGAUGCAUUUUGCACUGAUUCGUUGGACUGGUCCCAAUGUAACUUCAGAUUCUUAUAUUUUAUUUGAAAAGCCUGAAAAAGUGGCCUAAAUAACAAUUUCGCCGUUUGACACCCUUAAAGUUAAGUACAGUACUUGAAGAGAUGCAUUUAGUUACAUAUGGAUCUGGUGUGUGUUUUGCCUUGAGCUCGAAACGACAAGCUCCGCCCCUGGCGUUGGUGAGAGCGGAGCACGAGUCCCUGCAAUGCGACUUGUGGCCUGUAGACGGCGCCGGCGAAGCCGUUCGUUCUAAAAACAACAUCUCACCUUCAUUCUUCAGUGCCACUGCUGGAGCAUGUUACUGGGACCGACCAUGGAACGCCUUCGCCGUCAUGUAGUCCAGCGUUAGCGCGACUACAAUAGACCGUCGAGUGGGGCUUUGGAGCGGGGUGGACGACGUGUCGCCGUCGUCGAGCCAUGGCCACGCGGGAGCAAGGAGACACUGUGCACGGUAAAGCGCGGCACCACCACGACGGAGCCUGCAGCAACAGCCCGGACGGCUUCAGGAACGGCUACGUGAAGAGCUGCGUCACCCCCCUCAAACAGGACCACCACAGGGGAUUUUUGUUCAGCCAAGAUCUCCUGGGGUCCAACGUCUUCAGGGUUUCCGCCGUCUACGUGGGCGCCGUAGUCGUUCUGGCGCUUUCCGCGGUGGUCUCCCGGAGCUCGCAGAACGACUCGCUGUGGGAUUUACGGACUUUGUUGACGGGCUUCUCGCAGUCCGCCAGUCCCCUCUUCAGCAUCGGCUGUGCCUUCUUCUUCCUGACCUUCUACCUGAGGAAGAGGAAGCAGGAGGAGGGAAGCCACUGGUGGUGGCUCCUAUCGCUGCCGGCAUCGUGCUACCUCGGGGACUUCGUGGUGCUUCGCUUCUUGCAAUGGGGAGAGGAGCAGCACCAGAUGCAAAUGGUGGGCAGGUUGUUGUUCGUGCUGGGAUGCGUAGGGCUCCUCACGCUCGUCCCUACACUCAAGCUCAAACACUGUGUAGUCGUCCUGCUCUUCGCCAGCGUGGUGUGGCUACUUUCCUUCACCAGUUUAGGCGGGCUGCCGCCGCUCCUCAGGCCGCUGCUCGCCUGCGUCGCCGGGCUCUGCGGCUCCUUCCUGGGGCUCGGCUUCGACCAAUGUUAUCCGCCCAGGGACGCUCCGAGCGGGGGUUCCGCCACGGAGGACAAGGUGCCCGUCAUCCGAGCCAGGAGACGCUCCAGUUGUGUGUCACUGGGGGAAACUUCAAGCAGUUAUUACGGCAGCUGUAAAAUGCCCCGGAGACCGUCUUUACCAUGUAUAUCCCGAGAGCAGAUGAUCUUGUGGGACUGGGAUCUAAAGCAUUGGUAUAAACCACAGUAUCAGGGCGCGGCGAGUGGCAAUGGCGUUGACCUGUCAGUCAUCAACGAGGCCAGAAACCUGGUGUCAGAACUGAUGAUGGACUCGUCCUUGUCAUCCCAAACAAUCUCAACCCUGCACAGCAUCUCCAACCUCAUGGGGACCUUCUCAGGGUCGUGUCGGCCCCGGGUCAACCCUUUCACCCCAUUCCCCGGCUUUUACCCCUGUGAUGAGGUGGAUGACUCAGUGGAGAGGAGUGAACGUAAAACCAUUAAGGGUUUGAGCAGCAGAAACAGCCUGCCUACUCCUCAGCCCAGGCGGAGUUCUACCUCCUCUUCUGUGCUGCCUCCUAUCGACACACUUUCAUCACGGUGGGAACGUAACACCGGCAAGAGAUCACACCCUGACCUUAACUUGAUUAGCUCAGGACUGUCCAAUGGGCCAAAUGCAAACCUGCUCACCAUUCCGAAGCAAAGGUCUUCUUCUGUCACCCUUACCUACCACGCAGGGUCAAGGAGAGCAGGGAACUCUCCUAGUCUGAGUCCCGUCACCUCUCCCGGCCACAGUCCUUCAUCUGUAACCACAGGUUCUUCAUCGUCCCUGGUCACUCGGUCGCCUGUGGAGUUCCCAGACACAGCGGACUUUUUGACAAAGCCAAGUCUCAACGUGAACCUGCACAAGCCUUUGGGCUAUACGCUCAGCUCAUGUGACUUCCAGCAGGCAUUCCGCAGCUCCACUUUACCUCUUUGCACCAGCUGCUGGCGUCAGAUGCCAAAGGGAGUUUCCGUCGGCGAUUCAGGGGAUCUCAAUCAGCCCUUCCUCAGCGAGGCCCAACGCAGGCGCUCAGCAGGAGAAGGGCCAGAGUUCCCAGGGGAACCUUUAAUCAGGGAGGAGAGCAUGGAAGUGGAGCUACCUGGAGAGAUUGUGAGCACAGGGAAGCAGGGUGAUGCUGAGGAGGAACAGAGCCCCAGCACAGAGAAGCAAACUCAGGAAUUGGGGGGUGAGCAGGAGUUUCGACUCGACCCGAUGCUGGAAGACCAUGAUGCCCUCAUGGAGAGGAUGAACACCUGGAACUUUCAGAUUUUUGACCUGGUAGACAAAACAGGAGGAAAGACAGGAAGAAUACUCAGCUAUGUGACUUACACCCUUUUCCAGGAUACGUGUCUGUUUGAAAUAUUCAAGAUCCCUGUGAGGGAGUUCAUGACAUACUUCUUUGCUCUGGAAAAUGGCUACAGGGACAUUCCCUAUCAUAACCGAGUCCAUGCUACCGAUGUGCUCCAUGCUGUCUGGUACCUGACCACUCGACCAAUCCCUGGGUUCCAGCAAAUCCACAGUGAGCAUGUGACCGGAAGUGACACAGACUCAGACAGCGGGAUCUCUCCUGGGAGGAUAUCAUACGCCUCGUCCAAGAGCUCCUCGAUAUCAGAUGACAGCUAUGGCUGCCUGGCUUGGAACAUCCCUGCUCUGGAGCUCAUGGCCCUAUAUGUAGCAGCUGCAAUGCACGACUAUGACCACCCUGGUCGCACGAAUGCCUUUUUAGUGGCCACUAAUGCGCCCCAGGCGGUGCUGUACAACGACCGCUCCGUGCUGGAGAACCAUCACGCUGCAUCGGCCUGGAACCUCUACCUAUCCCGGCCAGAGUUUAACUUCCUGGUCAACCUCGAUCAUGUGGAGUUCAAGCGCUUUCGCUUCCUGGUCAUUGAGGCCAUUCUAGCCACAGACCUCAAGAAGCACUUUGACUUCCUGGCUGAGUUCAAUUCCAAGGUCAAUGAUGUGAACAGUCCAGGAAUUGACUGGACCAAUGAGAAUGACAGACUGCUAGUGUGUCAAGUAUGUAUCAAGCUGGCAGACAUCAACGGACCGGCCAAAGUCCGCGACCUGCAUUUGAAAUGGACAGAGGGCAUUGUCAGUGAGUUUUAUGAACAGGGCGAUGAAGAAGCGGGCCUGGGCUUACCCAUCAGCCCUUUCAUGGACCGCUCCUCCCCACAGUUGGCAAAGCUCCAGGAGUCCUUUAUCACACAUAUAGUCGGCCCACUCUGUAACUCAUACGAUGCCGCAGGUUUACUUCCUGGCCAGUGGUUGAAUGGAGAUGGAUCGGAUGAAGACAAUGAGGGUCGUGUCGACUCGGACACUGAGGAUGAUGAUGUUGAUGAUGAAGAGGAGGACAUGGAUGAACUUGAGGAGGAUCUGCGGCCAAAAAGGAGGAAAAGCCACCGCCAGUUUUUCUGCAGCAUCAUGCAGCACCUGACCGAGAACCAUAAAGUGUGGAAGAAGGUCAUUGAGGAAGAGGAGAAGAGCAAAGACGAGCAGCAGCAGCCUGACAGCCUGCCGGCCAGCAUGCCCAUGUCGCCUUCAGAUGACAUUCAGGUCAUCCAGGAGGAGGAAGAAGGGGAGGAGCGUCAGUAGCACCACCAGUGUGGAAGAUGAAGCAGAAAGAGCUGCAGAAAAGAAAGUCCUACACCCAAUAGCCUUUCACACACUGACAUGCACAUAAAUGACAUUUUUCACUCACACGCUGAACACUGUGCAGUCAAUUUUUGGAGAAACGAGAAAAAAAAAAAGGCCUUACCACUGUGAGCGAAUCCUUGCUGCAACAGUGGGAGUCCAACUCCUAUGCACUUUCAUCCCCGUGGACACUCCCGGAGCAGCUCAAACAAGAAGACAAAGCAUCCAUCACAAAUGAGGUCACAGGUGCGGAAGAAGAGCAUCAGAUUCCUGGGAGGACCUUGGAUGUCCUUUUCUUUGACCAUGCCUUGAAUGCGUAGCGCUUACACCUCCCUUAGGUACAAAACAAGUCGUGACUAUUUAAAAAAAAAAAAAAAAAA
This is a messenger RNA of Hippocampus comes (tiger tail seahorse), 4344 nucleotides long. RefSeq names its product phosphodiesterase 3B (gene pde3b). Gene Ontology annotation, biological process: signal transduction. The coding region runs from base 620 to 3925 and encodes 1101 amino acids. Gene Ontology annotation, molecular function: 3',5'-cyclic-nucleotide phosphodiesterase activity. The transcript has 16 exons. Lineage: Eukaryota; Metazoa; Chordata; Actinopteri; Syngnathiformes; Syngnathidae. The record is from RefSeq and is a predicted model, not a curated record.